CCAGGAUCACCAGGCAGGCUCAGAGGAGAUCUGCCACCUAAACAAAGGCACAAAUCCAGAUCCAGUAAAAGGCACACGCAAAACAAUUCUCAACAAUCAUUUUCUCUCCAAAAACAAGAUGGAAAAAUACUCCAGGAUCCUCUGAUGUCAAGGUGGUCUGAAGACAAGGAAGCUGAGGAAUCAUCCACUUUGUCAUUAGGAACAAAAAAUAACCCUGGCACUACCUGCUAUGAAUUGAAACUUGUCCGUCCGUAUCUGGAAGACGGUUAUUUUUACAUGGACCCCAAUCAAGGCUGCACAUGUGAUGCUGUCAAAGUCUUCUGCAACUUCACAGCAGGAGGAACAACAUGCAUAGGUCCCCGAAAUCCACAGAUUAAAAUGAGUCAGAAACCAGAUAUGGAUCAAAAGAUGUCGAUGCUGUGGUUUAACCAACAACAAAAUGGACACAAAUUUGAGUAUACUACUCUGGACGUUGUGCAGCUGAGGUUUCUGAGAUUCCACAGUCAGACUUCUGUCCAGCACAUCACUCUCAGAUGUACAGGAAACCAGUCCAGUCCCACAACCAUGGCCAGUUUGACUGUAUACCUGCGGGGAGAUUCUGGCCAAGUCAUUGAUUCACGCCUCAUUACAGCUUCCAGAAAAGCCUGUGAGGUGGAGAUGUUGGUGAAGGUCCGAGGUAGCACAGAAAUGUAUCGAGGAGAAAUGGAGUUACUUCCUGUUAGAGAUCUGGGAAUAGAGUUCAGUAGUCCUCCUAGCUUUAUUUCUGAGUUCUCUGUAUUUUUGGGACCCCUCUGCUUCUUGUGA
This is a messenger RNA of Cyprinodon variegatus (sheepshead minnow), 804 nucleotides long. RefSeq names its product collagen alpha-2(XI) chain-like. The record is from RefSeq and is a predicted model, not a curated record. Gene Ontology annotation, molecular function: extracellular matrix structural constituent. The transcript is spliced from 6 exons. Bases 145 to 804 code for a protein of 219 amino acids. Lineage: Eukaryota; Metazoa; Chordata; Actinopteri; Cyprinodontiformes; Cyprinodontidae.